Messenger RNA from Ylistrum balloti, 1811 nucleotides. Its product is annotated as orexin receptor type 2-like. Gene Ontology annotation, biological process: G protein-coupled receptor signaling pathway. The transcript is spliced from 7 exons. Gene Ontology annotation, molecular function: neuropeptide Y receptor activity. NCBI's taxonomy places the organism in Eukaryota, Metazoa, Mollusca, Bivalvia, Pectinida, Pectinidae. Gene Ontology annotation, cellular component: membrane. The record is from RefSeq and is a predicted model, not a curated record. Bases 233 to 1564 code for a protein of 443 amino acids.
GCACAGCAGGUCUGCUAACAGGCUCCUCAGCAAAUAGAAUCCUACGCUACUACGGGCGGGGAGUGGAUUUCACCCUCCGCAUUAAAUAUGUACCCAACAUUAACUUUUCCUGUUCCAAAAGUUAUUUGCUGCUUUAGGCGACUUAUAGGAUUUUAGAUGAUUUCGUCAAAAACGGAAGGCAUUAUGGAAAGUUAACCAAUUCGUGUGGGACCUUGGAACUCCGAACGUCGAUAUGUCAAGCGAUAACCUUUCUCAGGUGUAUCCUGAUAACGGGACAAGUUACCAAUAUGACUGGAACCCGGAGCAAUGGCACGCCGAAAUCCGAAAGUACAUAUUUCCGGAUGUGUAUGAGUGGGUUUUUGUGGCCCUUUAUGUCGUCGUGUUCACCGUGGGACUUGGAGGGAACUUUAUUGUCUGUUAUGCCGUGUGGAAAAAUAAACACCUUCGGACGGUCACGAAUUACUUCCUUGUGAAUCUGGCGUGUGCUGAUUUUAUUGUGAUACUAAUAUGUCUACCAUUCACGCUCGUUCAGGAUAUAUCUCAGUCGUGGUUGUUUGGUCUCGUCAUGUGUAAACUCGUCAUCUACAUACAGCAAGUAUCCGUCCUGGUGUCCGUUCUCACUCUGACGGCGAUCUCAAUAGAGCGCUACAUGGCGAUCUGUCAUCCGUUGUCCUUCCGUGUAUCCAAGUACAAGACGAUCCUUGUGAUUGGGAUGGUGUGGCUCCUAUCCCUCCUGGUGGCCAUACCUGAUCUCGUCUUCCUUACAUUGUUACCGGAUAACCUAAUUCCGCCGGACAUCGGGAACAUUUGGCUCACAGCCUGCAUCCCCUCUGAUAUAGAAAAGGAGUUAGUGUAUCAGAUGUUCCUCACUGUAGCCUACUACAUUCUCCCUCUUUUUAUCAUGGGAUUCGCCUACACUCGGAUAGCCAUGUGCCUGUGGCAGAGUACACAGGCCGGACCAGCCACAAACAAUAUUGCGUCAGACAGUAACGCAGCCACAUUACGUAACAGAAAGAGGACAGCCAAAAUGCUCAUCCUGGUGGUGGUGUUGUUUUCUGUGUGUUACCUACCUGUUUACUUACUAAAUAUAUUUAGAUAUGCUCAGGUUAUGCAUAAAUUACCUGAAAUGACGACGUCCGUGUUGGCUCUCACGUCACGGUUCCUGUGUUAUUUCAACAGUGCCGUUAAUCCGGUGAUCUACAACUUUAUGAGUGAGAAAUUUAAAAAGGAGUUCCGUGUAGUGUGCUGGUGCUGUGUAAAGCUUAAUUAUACACGAACUCAGCGUGGGAUGAAUGCCAGUAGGACACAAAACCAUUCUUCCGAAGAUAACAAACAGGCUAGGAAAGUGCCCACAGUUAGACAGACACAACUGCUUGAAGAGAAGCACCACCCACUUCUAGAAUCUGACGUACAUCGUAACAAAAAAAGUAAUCUCUACAAAGAUGGCAGCCUGGACUUCUCUGAAUCGAGGACGGAAAUGACACGCCUAAAACCUUCCAAUCAUGGCUCACGAGUAUGUAAAGACACCUACUACAACGGAAGUCCUGCCCAUCACCCCACGUGAUCGUCACGUGGAUAUGUUGUUUCUUUUGACUCUGGAACUGUAGAGUUCAUCAGCACGGAUAUCUGGUUCGGUACGAUUUUGACAUGCUAAACAUAGCGAUGAAAUAUUCAAUGUAUUAGUUAAUAUAUACGAUGAACAUUCAUUUCUCCAUCCAUACCGGUCAAAGCAGAUAGUUACUUCCUUGUUGUAACGUUUCUAUAUUGUUUCGUGAUAUUCAACGUUUGUGAAAAUUAAACAUGAAAAAGAA